Messenger RNA from Gopherus flavomarginatus (Mexican gopher tortoise), 2034 nucleotides. Its product is annotated as heat shock factor protein 3-like. Lineage: Eukaryota; Metazoa; Chordata; Testudines; Testudinidae. Gene Ontology annotation, biological process: regulation of DNA-templated transcription. The record is from RefSeq and is a predicted model, not a curated record. Gene Ontology annotation, molecular function: DNA-binding transcription factor activity; sequence-specific DNA binding. The coding region runs from base 37 to 1683 and encodes 548 amino acids. The transcript is spliced from 13 exons.
UUUGCGUGUUGCGUCGUCUCCGAUCUGUGCGCGAGGAUGAGGGAAGCGGGGGUAGCGGCCGGCGGUCCCGGCGCCGCCCCCGUGCCUGGCUUCCUGGCGAAGCUCUGGGCUCUGGUGGAGGACCCGGGCACCGAUGAUGUGAUCGCCUGGGGCCGGGGUGGCCAGAGCUUUUGCAUUCUGAAUGAGCAGAGGUUUGCUAAAGAGCUACUUCCCAAAUACUUCAAACACAACAAUAUUUGCAGCUUCAUACGUCAGCUCAAUAUGUAUGGGUUCAGGAAAGUGAUUGCCUUGGAGAAUGGUAUGAUUACAGCAGAGAAGAGUGCAGCCAUUGAAUUCCAGCACCCUUUCUUUAAACAAGGGAAAGCAAACCUACUGGAAAACAUCAAACGAAAGGUCUCUGCAGUGAGAGCGGAGGAUCUCCGAAUCUGUUCAGAAGAUUUACACAGAGUGCUUUCUGAAGUCCAGGAAAUGAGGGAGCAACAGAACAACAUGGAUGUCAGACUGGCUAGUAUGAGGAGGGAAAAUAAAGCCCUGUGGAAAGAAGUGGCUGUUCUAAGGCAGAAGCACAGCCAACAACAGAAGCUGCUGUCUAAGAUCCUUCAGUUUAUACUGAGUUUGAUGAAAGGAAACUACGUUGUGGGAGUCAAGAGAAAAAGAUCUCUACCAGAUGCCUCCGGUGCCUCACCUUCCAAAUUCAGCCGGCAAUAUAUUCACCUACCUGUGGAGCAUGGCAAUGCGGUGGCUAUUUCCGAACAUGACCCAAACAGUGAAAAUGAAACAGGCAUCAUUAUUCAAGAUAUCACCAACACUGUGGAUGAUGCCACUGAUGGGCUGCUCGCUCUAGUGCAUACAAGCGGAAGUGAUGGAGAGCCCCAGACCGCUCAAGAACAGGAUCUGCCUGUCUGCGAAGUAUCACACCCUCUUGAGUUAAGUCAUACAGAACCAGACUGUCCAGCCCAAGUUGCUGACGAUCCCCUCGAGUCCAGUGCAGUAGGAAAUGAUGCUGUAGAGCUGCAUUCUGCACAAGUUAAUGCUCCCGAAGAUCCUGCAUCGGUGAUUGAUUCCAUCUUGAAUGAGAGCAGCUCCACUGCUCAAAGUGAUGCUUUUCUAGAGAGGGAAGAGAUUCAGGAUUUUCUGAAUUGUAUUGAUGCCAGUCUUGAGGAGCUCCAGGCGAUGCUGUCUGGGAAGAAAUUUAACUUUGGCUCUGAAUCCUUUAGUGAUACUUUCAAUCCUGAGCUCCCAGCCCUGGACACGAACUUGACAGAUGUUUCAUCCAGUAUGGAAAAUAUUGAGGACUUGACGGGCAGCGUUGAAGAGCUAGGAACAAGUGAGCAGGAAACAGGAAACAAAGACAUGCAGCUGAUACAAUACAGGGGCAACCCUCUGCUUUCAUUAUUCGAAGAACUGCCUUCUGUUGAAGGUGCAGGGAAGACAGAGGAUCCUAAAGAUCUUCUCCUGUCCUCACUGGAGGAGAAACCUGCUAUCUCUCUUCCCUCAAGUAGCGAAGCAGCUUCACCACUGGCAGCUCCAGCAAACAAGGCUGAAUCCCUCGAUACCUUGGAACUGUAUGAUCAGCCUUUACUUUCAGAAGACGGAAAUGGAGAGUAUAAAUUAUUUCCCCUCCUGCUUCUCAGUCCUGUUGCUAACUUUAUAGAAGAGGCCUCAGAGAUAGAAACUGCUUGAGAACUUGCACAAAAUCUUAUGGUCAGCUUCCUGGUGUAAAAUAUAGAGAUGGUACAAGUUAGAAGCUUCUCUUCCCUUCCGCUCACUUCCUCCAGGCCUAAUAUGCAAAGAUAAUGAAAGGUCUCUUAAAAAUGCAAGAGCAGUUCAUGCGAGAAGCUGAAAGCAAUGUCAAAACAAGAACUGCACAGCACGGAAGGCAUUUGGAAGAGGAGCAAAUGUCACCAAUAUAUUGCACUGUAAUAUGUAAAAAAAAUUUAUAUUGUUGCAAAAGGAAAUCUGUAUCCUAUUGUAAAGUUGGGCUGUAUUUUUUUAGCUGUCUUGUCACAUCCUAUUGAGUAUUGCAACAUGGGA